Messenger RNA from Cutaneotrichosporon cavernicola, 222 nucleotides. RefSeq lists its product as uncharacterized. Lineage: Eukaryota; Fungi; Basidiomycota; Tremellomycetes; Trichosporonales; Trichosporonaceae. The transcript has 3 exons. The record is from RefSeq and is a predicted model, not a curated record. Gene Ontology annotation, molecular function: proton-transporting ATPase activity, rotational mechanism. Gene Ontology annotation, biological process: proton transmembrane transport; vacuolar acidification. Bases 1 to 222 code for a protein of 73 amino acids. Gene Ontology annotation, cellular component: vacuolar proton-transporting V-type ATPase, V0 domain.
AUGGGCGUCGGACACGUCUUCCUCGUCGGCAUCGUGUGUGCCGCGGUCGCCGCCGCGUCGUGGUUCCUCGCCCCCAAGAAGAACCUUACCCUCUACCGCUCCUCGGCACUGCUCACCAUCGCGUGCUGCUACAUCAUGUGGAUGUGCACGUACCUGUGCCAGUUGAACCCACUUAUUUACCCCAAGCGUGCCGACCUGCGCGUGGAGCAUAAGGAAGUGUAG